Messenger RNA from Paramuricea clavata, 1191 nucleotides. Lineage: Eukaryota; Metazoa; Cnidaria; Anthozoa; Malacalcyonacea; Plexauridae. The record is from the annotation of a GenBank genome assembly.
AUGCCCAGUGAGACCGAGAAUAGUAAGGCAAAAAGGCUUAAAGAAUUACUAAACACAUAUCAAUUGUCUCAACUUAUUAAAAAGCCUACUAGAACAACAGAAUCAACGAAGACGCUCUUAGAUUUAAUAAUUUGUAAAACUGACGACCCAAAAACCGCUACAACGGACGUUGUUGAGCUAGGUAUAAGCGACCACAACCUAGUCUACACUUGUAGAAAGGUCGGAAUAUGUAAACAAAAACCCAAAAUUAUUGAAACAAGGCAAUACCAUAAACUAAAUAACGCGAAAUUCCAAAACGAUUUAAAACAAGCUUUACUACAUAUUAAUGAACAUUCAGAUCCAAAUACGGCCCUACAGGAAUGGAACAGAAUUUUUCUACUGAUAGCUGAUAUAAAUGCUCCUAUACGAUUGAGAAAAGUGAGAAGUGACCGACAACCGUGGAUGACUGAUGAAAUUAAAAAACUGAGCUUUCACAGCGACUACUUAAAAAAGAAAGCAGUCAUGUUAAAUUCCUCUGCCUUUCAUAGUUCAUACAAAAAAUGUAAAAACAAAGUAACUAAACUUAUUAGUAAUGCAAAAACUCACUACUUUAGAACCAAUCUCGAAAACAGCAAAAGUUGCAAAGAAAAUUGGAUUCACAUAAACAAACUGCUAAACCACAAAACGGUCAAAACUCAGACGAUCAAUAACAUUAAAUUUGGAGACCAAAAUAUUACAGGUGAUAUCAACAUAACAAAUACAAUUAAUAACUACUUUGUAGAAAUUGGACCCAAACUUGCUUCCGUUAUUUCUCCUACAGACAUAGACCCUAUACAACCUAUUCAGCCUUGUAGAUCUGAAUUUAACUUAAGAACAAUAACAACGACAGAAUUAAUUCAAAUAAUUGGGAAAACUAACUUAAACAAGGCCCCAGGUCUAGACAAAAUACCAAUUAAACUAAUUAAACUAGCAGGAGAUGCCAUUCACGACUCCUUAUUACAUAUCUUUAACCUUGUACUGGGCACUGGCAUUUUCCCAGAUGAUUUAAAACUUGCUAAAAUAAUACCUAUUCAUAAAGAAGGUGACAAGGCGGAAUGCGGAAACUACCGGCCUAUAUCUGUAAUUCCUACUGUCGCCAAAAUCCUUGAAAAGAUUAUAUACGACCAAUUAAGUUCAUAUAUCAAUGACAACGACAUUAUUUGUAAACAGUAA